Molecule: messenger RNA, 4843 nt
Organism: Danio rerio (zebrafish)
Lineage: Eukaryota; Metazoa; Chordata; Actinopteri; Cypriniformes; Danionidae
Source: RefSeq, a predicted model, not a curated record
CAGGACUGAAUAGUCUCAUCUUGAUGCCCUCUGGUCUCAUUCUCUUUUCUCCCUCCAUCUCUUCUCCUUUCUCCAUCCCUUGCUCUCUCGGGACCCCUCACGUAUACUGACCUGCGGGGAGAUCGGAGAGAGAUCAUGCUGUCCGUACUGGCACUGACCUCCGUGGUGCUCUUGGGCAUAGCCUCUCAGAGCACGGCUCUAGUGGUGAACACAGACUCGGAGAAACAUGCAUUGGUGGGCUCAGAUGUCAGACUCUCCUGCUCUUUCUUCUCCUGGCAGUGGACUUCUCCAGAAGUGUCCUUUACAUGGCAUUACCGUCCAGAUGGGGCUAAGGACGCAAUCUCAAUUUUCCACUAUGGAGGUGGAGAAGCUUAUCCAGCUAAUAAAGGCCCAUUCCAAAACCGCCUGGAGUUUGUGGGCAACCCUAGUCGCCGUGACGGUUCUAUCCUGAUCAAGAACCUUGAUUUCGGAGACAAUGGAACCUUCACCUGUGAUGCCAAGAACCCACCUGACAUCGGCGGCCACCCCUCAACCAUUCGGCUGCUGGUGUUUGAGAAGGUUCCAGUGCAGGCUGGUGUGAUAACGGGCUCCAUUAUUGGUGUAGUGUUGGGACUGCUGAUCCUCGUUGUGGCAAUUUACUAUCUGAUGCGCUUCCUGGUGGCCAGAAGGGUGUUCAGCUUGAGCAUGAGCAAACAUGGCAAGAAAGGCAAAGGAAAAGAAGGAUCACAGCAAAAACAGGCUUCGGCUGUGACGGAUCCGGCCAAGCUGAAGGCGGCAGCAUCAGAGAAGAAGAAACAGGAAUCUCGCAGGGAGAAGAAAUAGGGAUUGUGGAGCAGAGAGCUAGAGCUCCAGAGCGGGGCCGCCUCCGCCCAGACCCAAGCCCAGGAGGAGGCAGCGGGGAUGGGCGGGCAGGGCAGGGUUCUUAUGACCAUUGAGCUAGAGCUCACUAAACAGGAGAAAGAGGGAGGGCAAACUAAAACCGGUCCCGCCGCGUUCUUUUCUCAACUCGCGCGCAAAAUUACUCUCAAAUGAACGAGACGGGUAUGAAGAGAAGAGGGGGUGGUGGAGAGUUUUUGGAGGCGAGGAGUGAAAGAUGAAUCCUUUAUAAAACAGGAGGACAGGAGAGGGGUGAAGUUUUGCUCUUUUUAAUAUCAACUGUGUGGUUUAAAAGAGAAAGAAAAACACUGUGUCCAAUUUAGGUGCGUCAUGAUAAAAGACAAGUGAUAAUCUUUCACAAAUUGCUUGAACAAAAUGUACUGUUAUAAAAUAUGGUUAGGGUAGCUCCACUCACAUUGCAAUCUCAUUGGUUCGAAUGGGUUUUGGACUAAAAUGUCUUAAGCAUGCUGUCACUUUAUAUUGUAUAAUUAUAUCGUUGAUACAAUUCUGGGUUCUUCUGCCCAUAUUGCAGUGCCAUUGAGGCAAAAUCACUUCUACUGUGAGGUUCGAAAGACAGAAAACCUGGAACAAAUGGAAGAAAUUAUGAUUAAUGUCUGAAUUAUAUUUCUGUUACGUAAAUCCUAGUAGCUUUAAACAAUAAAUACAAUUAUAAAUAACUCGGUUAGUGUUUUUUGUGCUAUACUGACAGCAACACUUGUUGUAUGAACUCCACUAGUUGGAUAAUGCUUGGAUUGCAUUUCUCCUAAUGUCACUAGGUGACACACUCAAUGCAUUUUUUUCUAAAACAUCCCGUAAUUUCCAAAAUAUCAGCCUCUACAUAAUGGUUUAUGGUAAAAGUACCGAAAUUAAUAUAUUUACUAUGAAAAGUUAGAAAUUUUGAAGUGUAAGACCAAUCUAUUUUAAAACGAAAUAAAACAUUUUUGAAUACCAAAUCAUCUUUAUUUUUUGAAGUAUGCCAUACAAUAUUUCACAUUUAAUUAUUAUUAUUAUUAUUAUUUUUUUUACAAUAAAACCAAAAUCAAGUGUAGUAGUGCAACAGGAUAAUGUUUGUGAGAUUUUUUUGUAAACCAACAAUGCUGUGUGUAAGCCAUUAUUUAAAACAGUCAGUCUUUAAAUGACUUUAACAGUCAUUAUUUACAACAGUCAUAUUUUGGUCAACCAUUCGGUAGAACGGGUAGUUAAAGAAUUAAGUAGAUGAAUAUCUGUUCAAAGGAAUUCAUAUGCACAAUAUUUCUUACUUAGUAAAUCAGAAAUAUUGUAGCAUUUUGAAUAAUUCUUAUUCAUUUUAUAUCCAAAAUCCUGAAACAUUGCUUUCAUCCAGGCUUAAAUGCCAGGUUUUCAACGUUUGAACCUCUCUCUAGCCAUAAAAUGUGAAUCUGUUCUCUGAAAAUGCACUCUGUUUUUGUUUUCAAGGAGCACAGAUAAAUUACCUGCGGCCUGAAAGUCUUUGUGUCGCACCUGGUUAGGACACAGUCUUUUAAAAACCCAAAAACACUUCAGCAGCACACAUUCACAACAAAACCCCAGGCUGAGAGCCUUCAGCUCCGAACACACUGUGACAUGUGUGUUUGAGAGCUGUAAUAGUGGCAGAAUGCUCAGCAUUUCCACUUUUGAAAGGGAUAGUUCAUGCAAAAAUUGAGAAAUACUAAUCCUUCACUUGUUCGAGUUUCUACUGAAGGAAGAUAUGCUGAAGAAUGACUUCCAUAGUAUUUUUUAAUCCUACUAUAGACCAUUUCAGUGUGGUCAUGUCAUUGACCCAUGAUCAUUUCCUGCUUGUUAUCAAACUAUUUCAUAACUGUAACAAGAGGCAAUUCAACUUCAUGUUAAAGCAGCUAUCAUAACGUUAUUUAUUCAUAUGUGGCUCUUUUUGGAUUCUCAGAAGCUAUAGAAAUUAAAAAUGUAAAACAGAAAAUACAUUGAGACCAAUGUUUUAGUUUACACCCCUCAAAAUGGUCUAUAAAUGUCAAUGGCUUCUUAUCCCCCAACAUUCUUCAAAAUAUCUUGUUUUUGUUUAACGAAGAAAGAAAUUCUUUAAUUAUUAGAACAACUUGAGUGUGUUUAAAUGGAGAAAGUAUAGGUGAACUAUCCCUUUAAGUGUCAGACCACCUCUCUCUGUAAACAAAUACAAUCCUACAUACGAACACAAUCCUAGCCGUAUACUUUUCACAUUGUACUCUUGCUGAAAAGUUCUUUUGGAAACUUUAUAUUAACUGUCUUUUUUUUCCCCUAUUCCCUCCCUCUCUUUCUCUGUUUUUACUGCCUGUCUCUGUUUUGUUGUCUGUCUUUGUACUUCGUCUCCUCUAAUCUCUCUUCCUUAUAGCGUAUCUGACACCCUUUUUCUGGUCAUUUUUCUACUUUCACAUGUAUAAAUUCAUCUCAUCAUCUGAUACACUGGUGCUAUUACUUCCUGUAGGCCGGCCCCCAAAAGUAGCCUCCCAUCCCCACCCUUCAUUUACUGAGAGCUAAAUAUAUAGCACUAGUAUUUUUAGUCACACACACUUUUUAGUCUCACUUUUUAAAAUUCCAUUACAGUCAAAGAGAAUUCCUUCUUUCGGAAACACACACACUCACUAACACUCAUCUCAUGUAUCCCAUCACGCAGUUUUAAGUGCCUUCCCAAAGUACAUUUACAGCGAAUCUGGCUUAGUUUUUGCUCUGACAGCGUCGACUGAAAUACCCGAAAUGACGUUGAUACUGUUGGCAGCGAAACUCAAACAUGCUGUGAGAGUUACUUGACACUCUAAGCCAGAUUCUCACGUCUGUUGUCUGACAAGCAGCUGAUUAUUUUAAAGCACACUUGUAAUGGCAGAACGACCUCUGUCUCCAUUCUGCCCCUUAUUUUUUUAAGCCAAUGAGGGCCGGCUCCUAUGGAGGCACUGUCCCUCGACCUUCAUAUAUCAUUAGUAAAGCUCCAUCGCUCCAUCCCGAAUCAUAGUUUUACUUCACCUCUCUCUAAUUCUCCUCUAACUAUCAUAAACGCUCAUCCACCAGCUCCUCUUCUCAUUCCCUGUUUCUGCUGGUAUGGUGCUCUCUCCUGCCCCCCUGCUGCCCACAGGAGAAACAUUUACAUUCGGCCAGUCACAAAGACGUCAAUGCAAAAACAAAAAGUUAAUUUAACUAGCUCUCUGCAGACUAUGAGGCGCAUGUGUAUGUUUUUAUUCUGAUGAGAUGUAACCUGUCAACAUUAGGGGAACAAAACAACAUAAAGACGCCAUGUCAUUGUAAGUAAUGAAAAUCCUAUGACUGUUUGUGUGUCGGAAGCAGAAAUGUAAUAGAGUUUUAAUGAUGUUUAAUAAUGUUUCUGCACUUUCAUUUGACUGACGUGGCGGUGUUCAUGUGGCUGCUGCUUCACAACAGUGUUUACCAUCAGCUUGUUGGCUUGCUAAGUCCACAGGAAGUGAUGCAACGAGGGCAGAGAGGUUUUCGAGAGAGAUAUAAAUGAUGAAAUACCGGGUCGGAGACUUGGACUGAAUACAUAUUGAGGGGAAAAGUCAGGCCAAAGUCCAGUAAACAUUCUCACUGGAUGUGUUUUUGUGUCUUCAAGUCUUCGUGUCAACCCUGAGACCGAGAGGGGCUCUCAUCGGGAAAGUUUUAGAAUAGUGAGGGCUUGUGGGAAAUAUGUUUGUUACACUAGAGACAGAUGCUUUUUAUGCAUCUCAGAGUUGAGGUCGAGCAGCCACAUGGCUUCUGCCAUUAAACUGUGUUUAAAUAUUGGGGAAUCGCCAUGUUGUAUGUAUUGUGUGCCCCUGUAUUGGUAAAGGUCUAGGUAACCGUUCUCUCUUUAAACUCCAUUUAAAACGGCUAAUAAUUUUUUACUUUUAUUUUGACUUUAACCUCGCUAACAUUGGUUUUCUGUAAAAUGUCUUGUAAAAUGUAAAUGCUCAAGUUCAAAUAAUUUCAGAAAAAUGUCAAUAAAAAAAUCAGAUCCCUCGUGUGUUUCCAAUGU